GAGAACGAGCGAAAUAGGAUUAAACACACCGCCUGCUUCAUUGCCCAUUACCACCGUCCAUCCAUCCCCAUUAUCAGCUAGAAAAUCUGCCUUCUGGGACUUGAGGUAGGACGAAAAGUUGGAUGUUGACAUUGAAGCUUGCCGCAGAGGUGUACUUGAAAACUUGAUGUUUAGACGUGCCAGUGAACCGGAUGUGAUUUUUGCAAGUCUAGGCAAGAGUUGGCAAGCGACUACGAAAGUCCAUAGGAUCGCCAGGAAGGAGUAUCUGUACGACGUUCUUAUUGUCGGUGCUGGCAUCGCUGGCUCUGCUCUUGCACAUGCACUAUCACAGUCUUCAGCUCUGCCACGCCGCAUUGCACUCCUUGAGCGGAGCCUUGCUGAACCUGACCGCAUAGGUGCACUAGAAGGUAUAGACGCGAUACCAGUACAUGGAUACGCGGUUGUCCAAGAUGGUCGCAUUGUCCACAUUCCAUACCCUGACGAACGAGAAGGACGAAGUUUUCACCACGGACUAUUUGUGCAGGGAUUAAGGGAACAUGCAAAGCGCGCAAACGGCGUAGACGUUAUCGAAGCAACCGUAAACGAACUGGUGGAGGAGGAAGGAAGGGUCGUUGGUGUAAAGGCUACGCGUUCUAGCGGGAAGGAGAAGGAGGUUUUCCGCGCAGACUUAACAGUUAUUGCAGAUGGGUGCUUCUCGAACUUCCGUAAUACCGUCCAAGGUCCAUCCGCACGCCCUUCAAAUACAAAGUCGCAUUUUUGUGGUGCGAUACUCAAAGAUGCACGGUUACCGAUCUCGCAGCAUGGCACUGUUGCACUCGUACGUGGCCACGGACCCGUUUUGCUAUACCAAAUAUCGGAACACGAUACCCGCAUGCUCGUAGAUGUCAAAAGUCCUUUGCCUUCCGACUUGAAGAAACAUAUCAUAACUGAAAUAUUGCCUUCCCUCCCUCCUCAAUUGCACGAGCCGAUCCGUGCUGCUCUUUCUGCUGAUCGUGUCCGCCGCAUGCCUAACUCAUUCCUACCACCCGCCCCUCAGACGCACAAACGCGGUGUCAUUCUUCUUGGGGACGCUUGGAACAUGCGUCAUCCGCUAACAGGUGGCGGUAUGAGCGUCGCACUGUCCGACGUAUACAUACUCUCCCAGCACCUUGGUAAAGUAAACGACCUACGGGAUUGGAGCCAGAUGAAGGGCGUGCUCAACAAAUGGUGGUGGGAACGCAAAGGGCUGGCUGCAACAAUCAACAUUUUGAGUAUCGCCCUUUACGAUGUGUUUGGGGCUGAGAGCGAGUGUUUGACUGUCUUCCAAAAUGGCUGUUUCAAGUAUUUCGAAAGGGGAGGGGAAUCCGUCCGUGGUCCAGCAUCAUUGUUGAGUGGAAUCGCACCAUCGACCUCGCUCCUUGCAUACCACUUUUUCUAUGUGGUAUUUUAUUCCAUAUGGUCGCUAUUUGCGCAUCCUCGACCUAUAAGUGCGCCUUGUACAAAUGGCGAUUUGCAUAUGAAUGGCACCGCCCAUAUAACCGGGAAAGAUGAAGUGCACACUGAAGGAAAACAUUUGGACGUGCGUGUCAUGCAGAUGCCUUCGGUACUGGAUUACCCUCGACUAUUCUGGCUGAGCUGUAGAGUCUUGUGGACAGCAUGUAUAUUGUUCGGACCUCUACUGUGGACAGAGAUUCGUUGGUGGUGAGCUUGUCAGAUAGACCAGGACAAUUCGGACAGUUGUUAUAUUGUACAUGCUUGUGAUGCCUAAUCGUUCGGAGGUACAGCUCGGAAUACUACUCCCAAAGGAUUGCCGAGUGGUGUUAGCUACGACAAUGCACGCUCUUGGAGCUAGACGAGAGCGAAGAUACCGAAACGCCUCUUGAAGCCGAGUUUUACCCAAAAGGCAUUGUUUGGGAGCGACUUUUGGAGCUUAGUGAAACGAUUACCUGGAUGCUUCGCCGGGAGCAUCCCUCUGCCGUACAAUUAAUUUUGUAGCAUCAUCCGAAGAAGAAAGUCUGGCACUCUUCUCUGACGACUUGUUC
Molecule: messenger RNA, 2021 nt
Organism: Suillus clintonianus
Lineage: Eukaryota; Fungi; Basidiomycota; Agaricomycetes; Boletales; Suillaceae
Product: squalene epoxidase
Exons: 6
Coding region: 167-1684 (505 amino acids)
Biological process (GO): ergosterol biosynthetic process
Cellular component (GO): membrane; endoplasmic reticulum
Molecular function (GO): squalene monooxygenase activity; flavin adenine dinucleotide binding
Source: RefSeq, a predicted model, not a curated record